AUGCUUCUAGAGUUCGAGAAAGUGUACCCAGUUUUUUCAUGGUCCUGGGAUAUUCCCGGCGAUGAGAAUGCGGUAAAAGAGAAUGGAGAUGAGGAUCUCUGUGGAAUUUGCCGGGUGAGCUACAACGGAACAUGUCCAAGUUGCAAAUAUCCAGGCGACGAUUGCCCUUUAGUCAUAGGUGAAUGUAAUCACAACUUCCAUGUCCACUGUAUUCAACAAUGGCUCGACACGCCAACAGCUAAGGGCCUGUGCCCCAUGUGCCGCCAGCCAUUUUCUUUGAAACGGAACGUGGCGAUUAACGAGUUUCAAAUGGGACGACUGGCUAAGGUUCUGAUCAAUUCGCAGCCGGCCACGCUGAACGAUGAUCAAGAUAUGAUGAUGGAACCGGAGUUCGUGGUGCGGUAG
This is a messenger RNA of Lachancea dasiensis, 405 nucleotides long. NCBI's taxonomy places the organism in Eukaryota, Fungi, Ascomycota, Saccharomycetes, Saccharomycetales, Saccharomycetaceae. The record is from the annotation of a GenBank genome assembly.